Thamnophis elegans (Western terrestrial garter snake) is the source of this 1338-nucleotide messenger RNA. RefSeq names its product sulfotransferase 6B1-like. The transcript is spliced from 7 exons. The record is from RefSeq and is a predicted model, not a curated record. Gene Ontology annotation, biological process: sulfation. Lineage: Eukaryota; Metazoa; Chordata; Lepidosauria; Squamata; Natricidae. Gene Ontology annotation, cellular component: cytoplasm. Bases 332 to 1267 code for a protein of 311 amino acids. Gene Ontology annotation, molecular function: sulfotransferase activity.
GCAAGUGUUUCAUAAACUCAGCAACUCUAACCCCAUUUUUCAGAGGUUGCCUUGGGUCAAUUAUCCCCUUAAGAAUAUGUUUUUCUCUAACAUGUUAUCUGUUCAAUCCAAGUUGGCCACAACUUCAUUGGAAUUUUUUUUCUGCAGGAGGAAAUAAAGUUGAAUAAACUUUGUUCAUAGUAUUUCAUGACAGUUAAUUAGUAACAAGAUCCAUUCUUCUAGUGUGUUCUUUGUCAUGUGACAGUUGAUUUCUCUAUAAAGGUAUUAGCUUCACUUAUGAAGCCAACUGAAUCUCUAAGCUACCCAUCUGAGGUCUUUGAAUAGCACAAUCAUGACUCAAAAACAGCUAAGCAAAUUCCUAGAUGAGAAGUUGGAAGAAAAUGAAAAGGCUACUCCUUCAGAACGGACAUUUAUGUAUGAUGGGGUGAAAUAUCCUACUAUGAUCUGUUGCCUGGAAACUCUGAAAAGGGUUAAUACUUUUAGAGCUCGAAAAGAUGAUAUCAUACUAGUAUCAUAUCCCAAAACAGGUUCAAACUGGGUUGGGGAGAUUUUAAGACAGCUGGAAAUUGCCUCUGGAAAAUAUGAUGAAGUUGAACAGAAGCGAAGGCAGCAAAUACUGGAGGAAUUAUCACUACUUCCUUUUCUUGAAUUUGGAGAUCCAGAAAAAUUUGAGAGGAUGGAAAAACUGCCUUCCAGAAGAAUUAUAAAAACACACCUCAUCCCUCACAUGUUGCCCAGGUCUUUUUUUGAAAAGAAGACAAAAAUGCUGGUUUUGUUUCGGAAUCCAAAGGAUGUAGCAGUAUCUUUCUUCCAUUUUGCCAAAGGCAUACACAUGAAUGACCAGAAUACCUGGGAUGAGUUCUUUGAAGAGUAUAUCACUGGAAAAGUGACCUAUGGAUCUUAUUUUGAUCAUAUUUCUGAAUGGAACAAGCAUCUGAAUGACAGCAAUGUAUUUUUUAUUACCUAUGAGGAAAUAAAAGAGAAUCCAGUCUCAGCACUGAAAAAUAUAGCCAAAUUCCUUGAUUUGUCUGUGACCGAAGAAAAGAUUGAGAGCAUUUUAAAGAAAACAAGUUUUGAAAGCAUGAAAGAUAAUGCAGGAACCUUAGGAAAAAUCGGCCAAGUACUUUUCCGCAAAGGCAUAGUAGGUGACUGGACGUCCGUCUUCUCAGAAAGCCAAAAUGAGAAAAUGGACAGAAAAUUUGAGGAGGCUGUAGCGAAAACUAAGCUUGGGAUGAAGUUGAAAUAUGAGCAGUACUGCAAAAACUGAACUGCUAUAAAUCUCUCGUGUUCUGAUUCUCUGCAUAAGGAUAAUAAAGACAUUCUUAAAUUGUUCAUGAA